GUCGACGUCAUCGAUGUCGCAAUACCUUCGCAGGGGGUGCCGCCAGAGCUGUGGUGACGUCACGCCUGCCUGACGUCGGUCCUUUUCCCCUGCAGUCACCGCUGUAGUGGUAGUACUUUUUCACCCGAGAGAGUACAUCGUACCAAAAUCCAUCAUGGUGCACUUCACAGUAGACCAGAUCCGCGAGGUCAUGGACAAGAAGAAGAACAUCCGGAACAUGUCCGUGAUCGCUCACGUGGACCACGGCAAGUCCACGCUGACCGACUCGCUGGUCAGCAAGGCCGGUAUCAUCGCCUCACAGAAGGCUGGUGAAACACGGUUCACCGACACCCGCAAAGACGAACAGGAACGUUGCAUCACCAUCAAGUCAACCGCUAUCUCCCUUUUCUACGAGCUGGACGAGAAGGACAUGGAGUUUGUGCCCAACGACGGCAAGGAGGGCCCCAAUGAAAGGGGUUUCCUCAUCAACCUGAUCGACUCGCCCGGCCACGUGGACUUCUCCUCCGAGGUGACUGCUGCUCUCCGUGUAACUGACGGCGCUCUCGUGGUUGUCGACUGCGUCAGCGGCGUGUGUGUGCAGACAGAGACUGUGCUGCGCCAGGCUAUUAGUGAACGUAUCAAGCCUGUGCUCUUCAUGAACAAGAUGGACCGUGCUCUGCUGGAACUCCAGCUCGAAAAGGAAGACCUGUACCAAAACUUCGCCCGCACCGUCGAAAACGUCAAUGUCAUUGUCGCAACCUACGCUGACGAGGACGGUCCAAUGGGUAACAUCAUGGUGAGCCCAGAGAAGGGAACUGUUGGGUUUGGAUCCGGCCUCCACGGCUGGGCCUUCACCCUCAAGCAGUUCGGCGAGUUGUACUCCAACAAGUUCAAGAUCGAUCUCCACAAGAUGAUGAAACGUCUAUGGGGCGACCAGUUCUUCAACGGCAAGAAGUGGCAAAAGACUGGUGGAGAAGGCUUCAUGCGUGGCUUCAACAAAUUCGUCUUGGACCCCAUCUACCAGGACCAUCCUGAUGAUGGGUCGUUACAUCGAGCCCAUCGAGGACGUGCCGUGCGGUAACAUCGUUGGUCUGGUGGGUGUUGACCAGUUCCUGGUGAAGACCGGCACCCUGACCACGUUCCAGGACGCCCACAACCUGCGCGUGAUGAAGUUCAGCGUCAGUCCCGUGGUGCGUGUCGCCGUGGAGCCCAAGAACCCGUCUGAGUUGCCCAAGCUGGUGGAGGGCCUGAAGCGUCUGGCCAAGUCUGAUCCUAUGGUUCAGUGUAUCAUUGAGGAGAGCGGUGAGCACAUCGUGGCGGGCGCGGGAGAGCUGCAUCUGGAGAUCUGUCUGAAGGAUCUGGAGGAGGAUCACGCAGGAAUCCCCAUCAAGAAGUCCGACCCCGUCGUCUCCUACCGUGAGACGGUGGAGGAGCAGUCUGAGAUCACAUGUCUGUCCAAGUCACCCAACAAGCACAACCGUCUCUUCAUGAGGGCACAGCCUCUAACGGAAGGCAUUGCCGAGGAUAUCGACCGCGGAGACAUCACCCCCCGCGACGAUGCCAAGGCCCGCGCCCGUAAGCUGGCGGACGAAUACGGCUGGGACGUGGGGGAGGCCCGUAAGAUCUGGUGCUUCGGCCCCGACACCAACGGCCCCAACAUGCUGGUGGACUGCACCAAGGGAGUCCAGUACCUGAGCGAGAUCAAGGACAGCGUAGUCGCUGGAUUCCAGUGGGCCUCAAAGGAGGGUGUCCUGUGCGAGGAGAACAUGCGCGCUGUCCGCUUCGACAUCCACGACGUGACGCUCCACGCUGACGCCAUCCAUCGUGGCGGCGGACAGAUCAUCCCCACGGCCAGGCGGUGCCUGUACGCCUGCCAGCUGACGGCCAAGCCCAGGAUCCUGGAGCCCAUCUACCAAGUGGAGAUCCAGUGCCCACAGGACUCAACAGGGGGCAUCUACUCAUGCAUGAACAAGCGGAGAGGCCACGUCACUGAGGAGAAUCAGAUCAUCGGAACGCCGCAGGUCGUCGUCAAGGCCUACCUGCCGGUUAUGGAGUCGUUCGGCUUCACCGCCGAUCUCCGGUCCCAGACGGGAGGCAAGGCCUUCCCGCAGUGCGUGUUCGACCACUGGAAAAUCCUCCCGGGAGACCCCUUUGAAGAGGGCAGCAUGCCAGGCGUCGUCGUCACCAACACUCGCAAACGCAAGGGUCUGAACGAAGGAGUUCCCCCACUGGACAAGUACCUGGACAAGAUGUAGAAAAUGGGGAUAGAAUAUAGAAAUACUUUCGAAAUGUUCGCGAUGUUUUUCCGUUCACUGUUUUCGUAAUGAACCUAUUCACUGCGGAAAUGCUUGUUCUGUCUGUUCGCCUAACCUCUUGUUUCAAUCGCGAAUAUUAUAGAUAGGCCUCCCCAAUGCGAAAAUAAAUGUCCGAAACUUGAUUGCAUAUGCCACAGAAACGAGACGAAAAUGUAGGUCUAAUAUAUUUACUGAAUUGUCCGUGACCGGCUUCUUGUGUAGUUAACAGAUCAAUGCACUUAAGAAUCUCGAUCUGUGCAAUACUAGUACUUGUUACGAAGUGUUGUCGGCAGGACUAUGUCGCUCGCCAAUGAGUUUGAAAGAAAUUUAUGGGGGACCCUUGUGUUUGUGUGUGCAAACGGAAUCUGACAAAAUUCGGGGUCUCUGUUUGCUUCCAUUGAUUAAAAAUUGUACC
Branchiostoma floridae (Florida lancelet) is the source of this 2688-nucleotide messenger RNA. Its product is annotated as translation elongation factor 2-like. NCBI's taxonomy places the organism in Eukaryota, Metazoa, Chordata, Leptocardii, Amphioxiformes, Branchiostomatidae. The record is from RefSeq and is a predicted model, not a curated record. Gene Ontology annotation, molecular function: GTPase activity; ribosome binding; translation elongation factor activity. Gene Ontology annotation, biological process: translational elongation. Gene Ontology annotation, cellular component: cytosol; ribonucleoprotein complex.